AUGGCGGAGGAACCGAUCGUCCCGGUGUACUGCACCGGCGUUUCGGCGCAGGUGCAACGGCAACGGGCGAAGGCGUUGGGGUUGGGUCGGCACGAGAACGCGGUGCGGUACCUGGGGCAGGACUACGAGCGAUUGGUGGAGGAAUGUGAGGAGGGCCGGGGUGCCGCCCCUCUCUGCCGCGGCCACACCUCCCCGCCGGCUCCCGCUUCCCUCGGCUUCCGCGAGCUCGGUCCCGGCACCGCCAAAACCCACGGCGUCCAAUGGAAGAGACCGACGGAGCUGUGUCCGCGCCCGCAGUUCAUCGUGGACGGGGCCACGCGCACCGACAUCUGCCAGGGAGCGCUGGGUGACUGCUGGCUGCUGGCGGCCAUCGCUUCCCUCACGCUCAACGAGACCAUCCUUCACCGCGUGGUGCCGCACGGGCAGAGCUUCCAGCACGGCUACGCCGGCAUCUUCCACUUCCAGAUUUGGCAAUUCGGCGAGUGGCUGGACGUGGUGGUGGACGACUACUUGCCCACCAAAGACGGCAAGCUGCUCUUCGUCCACUCCGCCGAGGGCACCGAGUUCUGGAGCGCCUUGCUGGAGAAAGCCUACGCCAAGGUGAACGGCUGCUACGAGGCGUUGUCGGGCGGCAGCACCUCGGAGGGUUUCGAGGAUUUCACCGGCGGCGUGACGGAGUGGUACGACCUGCGCAAGCCCCCCGCCGAUCUCUACCAGAUCAUCCUCAAGGCGCUGGAACGCGGAUCCCUGCUCGGCUGCUCCAUCGACAUAACGAGCGCCUUUGACAUGGAGGCGGUGACGUUCAAGAAGCUGGUGAAAGGCCACGCGUACUCGGUGACGGGGGCCAAGCAGAUCAACUACCGCGGGCAAUCCCUGGGCCUGAUCCGUAUGCGCAAUCCCUGGGGAGAAGUGGAGUGGACGGGACCCUGGAGCGACAACUCGGCCGAGUGGAACGCAGUGGAGCCGGCGCUGAGGCAGCAGCUGAUGGUGAAAAUGGAGGACGGUGAAUUUUGGAUGUCCUUCCGGGAUUUCCUCCGGGAAUUCACCCGCCUGGAGAUCUGUAACCUCACCCCGGACGCUCUCCAAUCCCGCAAAUUCCGCAAGUGGAACACGCGGCUCUACGACGGGACGUGGCGGCGCGGCAGCACGGCCGGCGGUUGUAGGAACUACCCCGCCACUUUCUGGAUCAACCCGCAGUUUAAGAUCCAACUGGAGGAGGUGGACGACGACGGGGACGAGGGCGGCAGGCGCGAGCCCGGCUGCAGCUUCCUGCUGGCGCUGAUGCAGAAGCACCGGCGCCGCGAACGCCGCUACGGCAAGGACAUGGAGACCAUCGGAUUCGCCGUCUAUGAGGUUCCUCCUGAGUACGUGGGGAAAUCGGGCGUCCACCUGAAGCGGGAUUUCUUCCUGGCCAACACCUCGCGCGCCCGUUCGGAGCAGUUCAUCAACCUGCGGGAGGUGAGCACCCGGUUCCGGUUGCCGCCGGGCGAGUACAUCGUGGUGCCCUCCACCUUCGAACCCAACAAGGAAGGAGACUUCGUUCUCCGCGUCUUCUCCGAGAAGAAAGCCGGCACCGAGGAAAUGGAUGACAAGAUCCAGGCGACGCUCCCGGAUGAGAAAGUGCUCUCCGAAAGCCAAAUCGAUGAUAACUUCAAGCAACUCUUCAAGCAGCUGGCGGGGGCGGACAUGGAGAUCAGCGUCAGGGAGCUUCAGACCAUCCUCAACCGGAUCAUCGGCAAACAUAAAGAUCUGCGGACCAAAGGCUUCAGCACGGAGUCCUGCCGCAGCAUGGUCAACCUCAUGGACAAAGACGGCAACGGGAAGCUGGGGCUGGUGGAGUUCAACGUGUUGUGGAACAGAAUCCGCAACUACCUGGUGGGUCCGGGAGGGGAUUUUGGGGUGAAAUCGGGGGGCUAUAAAUUGAACAAAAAGCUGCACGAGCUGAUCAUCACCCGCUACGCGGAGCCCGACCUGGCCAUCGACUUUGACAACUUCGUCUGCUGCCUCGUGCGCCUGGAGACCAUGUUCCGUUUUUUCCAAGCGAUGGACGUGGACCAGGACGGCGUCGUCACCUUUGACUUGCUGCAGGGUUCCCAAAAACGCAGCAAUUCCACCCCGGAAAACCCCCGGCCCAAGCGAACCCUCUCCUCCCGCAGCCCUUACGCGCUUUUCUCUCCCAACAGCUUCUCCCCGAGCGUCACCCCUUCCCAAAAAUACACAGCGCGCAGCAGCCGGGGCGAGGUGGUGACCUCGUUCGGCUCCGUCCAGGGUCCCUCCUGGAGCGGUCGCGGCGGUCGCGGUUGUACCCCGAAACUUUUCGGUCCCCCGGAAGAAAAUUUAACAAAAAGCUACAAAUUCAUGUUCCAGAAAGCACUCGACGUCCGAGAAGCGCUGUCUUGGAGGAUCGAAGAGCUCGGUGACGCGCUGAAGAGCCACCAUCACCUGGAGGACUUCGCCUCGGUGUUACUCCCGGCGCAGGAACCGGUGACGGUGCUGGGCCGGAUCGGCUGCGACAGCAACGGGAAGCUCAACGCCAAAUCGGCGGUGCUGGAGGGUGACAGGGAACACUCCUCGGGCGGACACGUCCCCCUCGACCUCUCGGAGCUGAAGGAAUAUUCCCAGAGGAUGGUGCUGGUGGCCUGCGGACCCUACACCCCCUCCGACAGCAUCGCCUACGACCCGCUCGCCGACCUCGUCGAGGUGAUCGGCCGCGACCGCCCCGACGUCUGCGUCCUGUUUGGGCCGUUCCUGGAUGCCAAACACGAACAAGUGGAGAACUGCCAGCUCCUGGGGUCCUUCGCCGAGGUCUUCAAGCUCUGCCUGAAGACGAUAAUCGAAGGGACGAGAAGCGCCGGCUCUCACCUCGUCUUCGUCCCCUCGCUGCGCGACGUCCACCACGACUACGUCUACCCGCAGCCGCCGUUCCUCUACCCCGAGCUGCCGAAAGACGACAAACCGCGCGUGCAUUUCGUGUCGGACCCCUGCACCCUCGACGUCGACGGCGUCGUUUUCGGCCUGACCUCCACCGACCUCCUCUUCCACAUGGGCGCCGAGGAGAUCAGCUGCUCAUCCGGGAUCUCGGACAGGUUCACGCGAAUCCUCAAGCACAUCCUGACGCAGAGGAGUUACUACCCGCUGUACCCCCCUUCGGAGGAGCUGAACGUCGACUACGAGAGCUUCUACAGCUACGCCUCGUUACCCGUCACCCCCGACGUCCUCGUCACCCCCUCGGAGCUGCGGUACUUCGUUAAGGAGGUGCUGGGCUGCGUCUGCAUCAAUCCUGGCCGGCUGACGAAGGGCCAGGUCGGGGGUACCUACGGCCGCCUGUACCUACAGCGGGAAGACACUACGGGCGAGCGGAAGAGUCCGUGUGUUGCCGCUCAAGUUGUUAAAAUCUAA
Nipponia nippon (crested ibis) is the source of this 3399-nucleotide messenger RNA. The record is from RefSeq and is a predicted model, not a curated record. NCBI's taxonomy places the organism in Eukaryota, Metazoa, Chordata, Aves, Pelecaniformes, Threskiornithidae.